This is a messenger RNA of Cucurbita pepo subsp. pepo (vegetable marrow), 1910 nucleotides long. RefSeq lists its product as uncharacterized. NCBI's taxonomy places the organism in Eukaryota, Viridiplantae, Streptophyta, Magnoliopsida, Cucurbitales, Cucurbitaceae. Gene Ontology annotation, molecular function: protein binding. The record is from RefSeq and is a predicted model, not a curated record. Gene Ontology annotation, cellular component: plasma membrane.
CCCUCAUUAUCCUCCUCCACUCAUUCAAUCGCUUUGCAAUGGAUCAGAAUUUCUUGCAGGCAAAUUCUGUGACAGAAAACGAAGCAAUUAACCCGCAACAUGUCGCCGACGAUGCCGAUGUCGAUACGGUGGUGAACGACGCGGUCGAGUCGCCAUUUCAUGAAGCUUGUCGCCAAGGUCAUGUCAAAGUAGUAGAGGCGCUUCUUAAGGCCAAUCCCAAUGUUGCUUCAAAACGAAACGCCGACAAACUCACUGGCUUUUCACUUGCUUGUUCCCACGGCCAUCUCGAUGUCGUGAUCCUUUUGUUAGCUGAAAAUGGAGCCUCGAGCUACGAGGAAGAUGUCGGCGAACAGAGUUGUAUUCAUGUAGCGGCGUCGAAUGGGCACACGGAUGUGGUGAGAGAGCUGGUUAAUGCGAGUCCAAAAUUGGCACACUUGGUGGACUCGAAUGGGAACUUGGCGUUGCAUAUAGCUUGCAGCAAAGGGUUGAGAGAAAUGGCAUGGACGUUGCUGCAACGCGAUGCGAAUAUGGGUAUGCAGUACAACAACAAUGGGUACACGCCGUUGCAUUUGGCUGUCAUGAAUGGCAAAGUUGCAAUUCUUGAAGAAUUUCUGUCGUUGGCUUCUUCAUCCUUUUACCAAUCUACAAAAGAGGGAGAAACCAUCUUCCAUCUCGCCGUUCGUUAUGGCCGGAUCGAUGCGUUGGUUUACUUGUUCCAUGUCUGUAAUGGAUUGAACCUAUUGAACUGUCGAGAUCGUUACAGUAACACUGUUCUUCAUGUUGCUGUUGAUGCUCAACGUUAUCAGAUAGCAGAGUUUUUGAUCAGAAAAACAGGGGUGGAGAUAAAUUCCCGGAAUUACAAAGGACAAACCGCCCUUGAUAUACUUGAUCAAAUCGGAGACACGCCGGAGAAUCGCCGACUGGAAAGUUUACUGAUUAAAUUCGGUGGCCGGAGAUACUCCGAAGUGUUAUCCCCUUCACAAUACACCGACAUGUCUACCAUUUAUCAGACCAACGCCGCCGCUUCCUCCUCCAGCCCCUCCUUGUGGAGCCACGUGGAUGGAAGAAGCCAAGAACUAGUCGUCCCAACCAUGAUUCCGUCGGACUCAAAAUUUGCCGAUCAGUUUUCGACUAAAUCGGAGGCGGAAAAAAUACCAUCCCCUGUUUUAACCGAUCACGACCAUAAAAUUAACUCCCAUGUGAAACGACACCGUGUCAAAACCUACAUGGAGGCAGUCCAAAACGCGAGAAACACGAUUGUUUUGGUGGCGAUUUUGAUCGCGACGGUGACAUUCGCCGCCGGGAUAAACCCGCCCGGCGGAGUGUACCAACAACAAGACGAGAAAAACAAAAGGAAAGUAGGGCAAUCGACGGUGAGCGACACGUUAGCUUUCAGAAUCUUCAUGGUGUGUAACGACGUGGCAUUGUUCACGUCGUUGGGGUUGGUGAUCGUUGUGAUCAGCGUGGUUCCGUUUCGACGGAAGCCGCAGAUUGUGAUGGUGAUGGUAGCGCAGAAGGUGAUGUGGGUGGCGGUGGCGUUCAUGGCGACAGGGUACGUGGCGGCGAUUUGGGUGGUGGUACCACGCGAUGAGGGUAUUGGGAAUUGGGUGUCGGUGGUUACGGCGGUGAGUGGGGGUAUUUUGGGAGUAGUAUUUAUUGGAUUGACUGUGAUGUUGAUCGAGCACCAUGUGCAUAAAUCGAAGAAACGAAGAAGAAGAAGAAAUGGAAGAAAAGAAAAUUCAGCCAAGACGGAAAGUCAGAAUUCGGAUAUUGAGAAUUGUUAUGAAAGAGGAUAUCGCUCUUUCUAAACUGUAAAAUAAUCAAAAUCCCAACCUUUAUAUAUAUAUACCGUAUAUUUUCUCUCUUAUUCUUUGUGUUCAUCUAGAUUGAAUAGGUAAGUUGUUGUGUGA